GCAGCACUGCAGCAGCAACCAAUAAUGGCCGCCGCAAGAGUUUACGCCCGGUUAUCGACCGGAUCAAGCUUCUCCGCCCAAAGCCUCGUCCGUGCAAAGCUCGGGUACGUCCAACCUGCUCAACUCUCUCGGUCUAUCCAUAUCCUCUGUCGGCGGACACAACCAUCACCAUUCUACAAGGCUUCUAGCCCCAUCCUUCUUUCCCUUCGCAACAACUCCUCAGUCCCUUCUGUUACCGACAAUGCUGUCGAUCUCGCCGACGUCCAGCGUGGUCUGCAAGCUACCACUACCUCACACAUGCCAGUCGUGACUGCUGCCGACGCCGCACCAACGCCCGAACUCCCCGUUAUUCCCGAAUCUUUCCAGACUGUGGUGGAUCCUCUUACCACUGAAGCUAUGGUACAGGCUGCUCACCAGAUUGGUGACUUGAAGGCCAUGGGUUUGGUUCACUGGACCCCGGUUGGUGCCUUGGAAGGUAUUCUGGAGCUUGCCCACGUUUAUACGGGAUUACCUUGGUGGGGUACCAUUGCGGCUGUGACGAUUGGUAUCCGUUUUGCGCUCUUCCCGCUCUUUGUCAAGGUGGCCCGUAGUACCGGGAAGCUUGCUAAGAUUCGACCUCAGAUGGACGAAGCCACCAAUAAGCUCAAGAACGCUCGUGCUGAAGGUGACCUAGUCAAGCAACAGGAGGCUUAUGCGGCCCUUUGGGCAUUGUUCAAGACAGCUAACCCUCUCUCUCCUCUGCUUUUGCCGGCAUUGCAAAUCCCUGUCAUGAUGUCCUUCUUCCUCGCUUUGAGGGCCAUGGCUGACCUCCCUGUGCCUGGAUUCCAGACUGGCGGUACGCACUGGUUCCUUGACUUGACUGCUGCCGACCCAUAUGUCGCCCUUCCAUGUAUCUCUGCGGCGUUAACAAUCAGCUCCCUUCGUAUGGGUUCUGAGGUUGGGCACAAUACCAACACUAAGGCCAUGAUUAACGUCUUUCAGUUGCUUGCCGUCUUGGUCAUCCCUUUCGUCGCAAAUCUUCCUGCUGCUGUCUUUGCUUACUGGGUUCCGAAUGCUGCCUUCAGUGUCAUUCAAACUGUCCUUUUGCGCAAUCCUAAUGUGCGCAAGAAGUUGCAUAUCCCCGCUCUUCCCAAGCCUCCAGCACCAAAGCCAGGAGCUGCGCCGGAGAAGCCUAUGGGAUUUUUUGAGGGCAUUAAGACCGGCUAUCAGGGUGCGGUAAACGCUGCCAAGAAGCAGUACGACCAGGCAGUCCAGGAGGAACUCAAGAGAAGGAAGAGCGCGAGCUCGGGGAAUUCGAAGUAAUUAUAAACGGCUUGGACGUUAUACAGGAAAACGGAUGGUUAGAUAGGC
Messenger RNA from Saitoella complicata NRRL Y-17804, 1350 nucleotides. RefSeq lists its product as uncharacterized. The coding region runs from base 25 to 1302 and encodes 425 amino acids. Gene Ontology annotation, cellular component: mitochondrial inner membrane. NCBI's taxonomy places the organism in Eukaryota, Fungi, Ascomycota, Saitoellomycetes, Saitoellales, Saitoellaceae. Gene Ontology annotation, molecular function: membrane insertase activity. Gene Ontology annotation, biological process: mitochondrial respiratory chain complex IV assembly; protein insertion into mitochondrial inner membrane from matrix. The transcript is spliced from 2 exons. The record is from RefSeq and is a predicted model, not a curated record.